This is a messenger RNA of Symbiodinium pilosum, 1665 nucleotides long. NCBI's taxonomy places the organism in Eukaryota, Dinophyceae, Suessiales, Symbiodiniaceae. The record is from the annotation of a GenBank genome assembly.
AUGAGUAUUGUUGACCUGAACAUAAAGUCACUUUUGCGUAAUAACGUUGAAUCUGCCGCCAGGAAGAAAGUGGUGCCAACGUUGUAUGAAGAGGAUACCUCCAAGUAUGCCGGACCGCACAAAUGGCAGGUGCAGGCAUGGGCAAAAUUUGUCAGACGGGUUUGGCGCUAUCGAACAUACACACGCUGGGUUGAGAAAGCCUGCGAGCACAUUGACGUCAAGGGCCUGGAAUAUCUGGAGAGCCUUACGGGGCCCUGUGUGUUUGUGGCGAAUCACAGCAGCCACCUGGAUACGCUGGUGAUUAAUGAAUCACUGCCCGCCAGUGUCCGGCAGAACCUGUUCUACGGCGCAGCGCAAGACCGUUGGUUUGUGAAAGGCAAAGACAAAAUGGUGUUGCAGCCCUGGUAUCAAUCGCUGGCUUUGGGCAACUUUCCGAUUAUGCGCGGUGGUGGUGCCGGUGCCCUGUCAUAUGCAAAUUGGCUGUUGGAAAAACAGCAGCAUGUUUUACUUUUUCCCGAAGGCACAAGAGCCACCGGCGAUACCCUGGGUGAGUUCAAACAUGGCGCGACGUUGUUGGCGCUGCGCAAUCAGGUGCCCGUAGUGCCUGUUUAUCUCGGUGGACUGCAGAACCUGCGCCCGAAAGGGAGCAAAAGCGCGGGCCGUGGCCAGGCGACCAUUGAAUUUCUGCCUGCCAUAGAGUUUUCCUAUGGCAGUGAUGUCGCUGCUGCUACCGACAGUAUUGCGCGGCGAUUGAACCGCGCGCAUUUGAAUUUCAUCAGUAAGAGCAGAAUUGAAACAGAGUUAGCCCCAGCAGAAGGCGAGGCUAGCGCCAGUCGAUCAACCAGUUUUCCGGAGGACUCCGGAAACGCAGCGCCCCUCCCCGGGCGCUGCACCUUCUCCCCUUGCGUGCUGGCGACAGCACGCCUCUCCAGAAUCCGCCUCUUCCUUGGUAACAAGGACCUGAUUCGUGAGAUGGGUCUGUUGGAACUGGCGCAGACCCUGGCUGUGACCACCCAAUCAGAUUGUCUGAUUUCGCCCGCCGAGGAUACAUCGGACUGGCGUGCUCAGAGCACACUGGCCUGUCUUGGGUUGAGUGGUGCAGCAGAUACAGUGCUUGAGCGCUGGCACAAUCAUCCGGUUUACGGACGCUUGAGAGACCCCGGCACACCGCCCUGGUUGCGCGAGCGCGCAGCGGAUGUGCGUGAUUUUGAGGUGCUGUUAGGCGCUGUUAUGGUUGCUGGUUUGAGCACGGGUUACAAUAUUGUGCCGCAGUUUUUGUGGCCUGAGUUCGAUCCUGAAACUACGGUUAUUUAUAGUCAUUCAGACUGGCAGCAUGCCCGCCAGUUAGUGGCGCUGUUGGCACUGCAUGGACUGACACCUGAUGUAACCCCACUGGUGAAGCAGUCCAAAUUUCUGUUCCGGGAUGAAUGGGGUGAGCCCGAGCGUGAAUUGCCGCGUCUUGCUAAUGGUCAACGGGUUGUCGAUCAGCUUGAGUUCGAAUUGUUUCUGCAUUUUGAAGGGCCAGAGCAGAUUGAAAGGUUUGGUGAGCUCGUAACGCAAUAUGCAAAACGCGACAGUGAAGACGAGGAAGGGUUGCUGCACGGUUCCUGGUGGCAGCCGUUUUAUCGGACGUUUGAGCCUAGUGAGCAGCAGAGGACCGGUUAA